Varroa destructor (honeybee mite) is the source of this 1431-nucleotide messenger RNA. RefSeq lists its product as uncharacterized. NCBI's taxonomy places the organism in Eukaryota, Metazoa, Arthropoda, Arachnida, Mesostigmata, Varroidae. The record is from RefSeq and is a predicted model, not a curated record.
UCAUCGCGGCUCUCCUCAACAGAAACAACUGCAGCAACUUGUUGUAGCUUGGAAUUUUUAUUGCGUUUCAGAGUAGCUCUAGCGGAUCGUAGACGUUCGAAAGGUCGGGCACCUGUGAUUCUCAGUAGAUUCUUUGUGCAUUAGCGGCAUACACAGCAAAAACAUGAAGACGUUUAUCGGUUUGGUGCUCGUGGGCAUGGCCAUGGCAGCCCCCCCAGCAUCUGGCGGCCCCGAGGCCGGAAAGCCACCUACGAUCGAGUGGGGUAAAUGCAGCCAGCUAAAGCCUUCCGACAGUGAGCGCAUGACGAAAGCUGCCGUUGUUGAGAAGUGUGUGCAGUCUCUACCACUUCCCGAGGCUGGUAAAGCUUCGCAGGCCGAGAUUGAGAAGCAUCGUGAAGAUGUGACCACCUGUGCCCUUAAGGCUGAAGGGUGGUUCGAUGACAAGGGUGUUUACAAAUUCGAUCGCGCUCGUGAUGAGAUUAAGAACAAGAAGCUUGCCAGCGAUAUUGAGACUCCCGUUUUGGAGAAGCACGCCGAGUGCCAAAAGGAGGCUGGUGAGAAGCACACGAGUGACUAUAUCAAACAGGUUCAGCUGUACCAGGCAUGCAUGGACUUCAACAUCUCGCAAAUCUGCGGUAUUAAGGUUGUAUCUUAAUUCAUAUUGGCAGGUUUCUACUAAGUCACUACAAGGCUGACAACUAUGUCGACCAAAGAAGUAUGAUUGACUGAGAAUAUGGACGAAUGAAUUUCAAAAAGAUGAAUAGACGAAGGCAUGGAGAGCCAAUGACUUUUGCUUGUUAGUCCAACUACAACGACAUUUGACAUUUUCUAGUAAAGACGAUAAUAAUUUUGCACGUCACCGAAAGAAUAACUGAAUAUGACAGUUCCAAUAACGACCACAACUAUAAUUACUUCUACAUUAUUGUAGCAAUAAAAAUUAUAGCAAUAUUAUAUGCAAAAGGUAUUUGAUCACGAGUCUCGCCCUUGUCUGUGACGCGCCCUAUUAUAUUGAUUCCGUUCUGACCUAUGCUAUGACUCGGCUCUUAGACUACAUCCACCUAUUAAAAUUCACCAUAUCGGACGCUAGGUGUGUAAAGUCACCUCGGCUGUUACGAAGCGCGAGUGUUUUAGUACUACUCAAAGCGCUAAUAUAUUACCAGAACUACAGGCCAAUUCUCGUGAUGCUGAUUUCACAGACAGAUUUACUUUCACACGCGAAAUGACCAGAACAUGUAAAAACAGAAAUUUACAAUCUGCCGCAAUAUCUGCUUGCCUGCCUGAAUCGGACAAUGAUUCGCAAAAGCACAACAACAACAAUAGCACAAGUGAAACCGAUCUAGCUCGGUCUAGCAACUUGAAACUAUUGAGAAGAGUAUGAUGAAUAAUUUUGUGAGCAACAAUAAAGUAAAAUGCUCAGUGAUAACUUCCAAA